AUGGCUAAGAAGAAGCUGAACAAUCCCCCAAAAGAAGAAACCCCUGCCAUGGAUGAAAUCACCGAGAAGAUGGAGAGCUUGAAGUCUCUCAACGCUAUGCUUCUCAAGGAGACUGUUGAGCGCCGCCAACAGGUUGACUCACUCUUGGAGUCCAAAGCCUCCUUGGAAUCGCAGGUAACUCGUUCUAACUCGGAAAAUGAGGCUUUGAAGUCCGAAUUGGGUCGCCUGAGUGAGGGGUUUUUCUCUGUCGAAGUUGAGAGGAAUGUCAUGGUUGUUUUUGUUUCCCAUCAGUCCGAGUUGAUUGAGAAGGAGAGAGUGCAGGUUGAGAUCCAAAUGAAGGGUUUAGAGGGCAAAAUGGAGGAGAUUUUGAAGGGUAGGGAUGAGCUUGAGAAAUUGAAGAUCCAAAGAGAGAGGGAGAUUGAAUCGCUUAACGAGAAGGUGAAGCAACUUGGGCUUGAAAUUGCUAAGGAGAGGGAUUUUUCUAAUGGGCUCUGUUCCCAGAGGGACCAAAUGAAGGAUAAACUUGAAGUUCAAAUUAGGGAGACUAACGACCUAGGUAUCAGAUUGAUUGAAACCGAGAAAAAAGAAAGAUUGGUUCAAGAAGAGGUUGAGAAUCUGAGGGUUAGGUGUAGUCUAGUGGAGAAGGAGAAACUGGAGAGCGCAAAGAAGAUCGAGUCUCUGAGGAGGGAUAAGGAAUCGCUGGAGAUGAGUCUGAGGGAAACAAACGACGUGGUCAAGCAUUUGAGGCAGGAGAUUGUGGGAAUUGGGAAGGAAAAAGAAGGGCUGGAAGAGGAAAAGAAGUUACAAAUGACAAAGAGCAAAGAGCUGGAAAAAGCUGUUGCUGGACUUGAAGAAAUGGUGGGGAGUUUGAGAAAGGAGGAGGAGGAGUUUCGUCAAGUUGUUGCUGAAUUGGAGAAGAAGUGUGUUGACAGUGAAGAAAGUGAAAGGGAAAUGAGGAGGCAGAUUGAUGAGAUGGUAAAGGAGAAGGAUGAGAAGGAGAGGAAGCUUUUGAAGGUUGUUGAAGGUAAGAGGUCUGUAGAGAAGGAACUAGAUGACGCUUUGAAGCAAUUAAAUGAGCUGAAGCUGAAAUUGAAUGAACUGAUUAAUGAGAAAAGUGAGCUUUCGGAGUCUAAAGAGAGGAAAGAAAAUGAACUGGUUGAGUCGGAAAAACAAGUGGCUGAAUUGAGUAAAGCUGUUCUGGGGUUAGAAGAUUCUUGUAGGGUUCAAAAGGGGGAAAUUCUUGCCCUGGAAUCUGAAGUGAGGAGUUAUAAAGAUUCACAUGAGCGCGCCUCAAUUGAGAGGGAUCAGGCGAUGAAGGGGAUGGAGGAGCAGAAACAGAAUGUUGUAAGCUUGUUGGAGAAGAUUGAGGUAAUGGAGAAAAACUUAGAGAAGAACCUCAAGACCAUUGAGGAACUGAGAACUGAAAGUGCUAAAGUAAGUGAAGAAAAAGAUAAUCUGGAGGGGCAACAUACUUUGUUGGAGCAGGAAUUAGCUUCAGCUAAGAAUGAAAUUGUUGCAGCACGUAACGAGUUACAUGCUGUGAAGCUUAAAGGCGAAACUGCUGCACUAAACUGGGAUCAGGUUCUGAAAGUUUUGACUAGCACUACAAUGUUGGUCUGUACCAAGGAUGAUCUUUCUGCAACCACUGGUGCUGGCGUGGAGAUUAAUGGAGAUCUUGAGCCAUAUGCCAAAUUGGAAGCAAUUAAGAAUGCAUUCAAGAGGAAGGAGAAGACACUGGAGGACAUGAAGAGGCAGCUUGUUCAUUUGCACAAAUCUGUGGAAGAAGCACAGCAUAAGAAGGGCUUCUGGACUACUGUCUCUUCACUUACUACAAUCUGUGCUGCAAUUUCUCUUUCUCUUGCAUAUGUUGCUCGAGGAGGGCAUUAG
Molecule: messenger RNA, 1887 nt
Organism: Oldenlandia corymbosa var. corymbosa
Lineage: Eukaryota; Viridiplantae; Streptophyta; Magnoliopsida; Gentianales; Rubiaceae
Source: the annotation of a GenBank genome assembly